Molecule: messenger RNA, 1571 nt
Organism: Catharus ustulatus (Swainson's thrush)
Lineage: Eukaryota; Metazoa; Chordata; Aves; Passeriformes; Turdidae
Gene: ANKRD39
Product: ankyrin repeat domain 39
Exons: 4
Coding region: 328-906 (192 amino acids)
Molecular function (GO): protein binding
Source: RefSeq, a predicted model, not a curated record
GGAGCCCCGGGUCCCCAUUGGGGGCUCGGGGCGGCCGCUGGCGCCCCCUGGCGGCGGCACCGGGACUCUGCGGGGGGAGGAAUGCAGCGCCUUCGGCCCUUCCCGGCUUCCUUCGGCCUUUCCCGGCCCCUUUUCGGCUUUUUCCGUCCUCACUCGGCCCUUUCCGUCCACUUAGCCCCUCUCGACUCCCUUCGGCCCUUUCCGCCCUGUCCUCGGCCCUUUCCGCUUCCCCUCGGCUAAUUCCGCCCGUCCUCGUCCAUUUCCGCCCUCUCCUCGGCCCUUUCCGUCCCCCCUCGGCCCUUUCCGUCCCCCGGUGCCGCCGGUGCCAUGGCCGGUGGUCGCCGUUCGCCGCCCGCUCCGUGCUGCCCGGGGCGAGAGGCGAUGUCCGCUCCGUGCUGCCCGGGGCGGGUGGCCGUGCCCAGCGUGCACCAGAGCCUGUCCGAGAUGGACUUCGAGCGGGGGAUCUGGGCAGCGGCGCGGGACGGGGACGAGGCGCGGGUGCUGCAGCUGCUGGAGCGGAGCGGGGACCCCGCGGAGCCCGACUUGGCGGGGUACACGGCCCUGCACUACGCCAGCCGGAACGGGCACCUGGGCGUGUGCCGGCUGCUGCUGGAGCGGGGCGCUCCGUGCGAUGCCCGCACCCCCGGCGGUGCCACCCCGCUGCACCGCGCCUGCUACUGCGGCCACCGCGCGGUCACCGAGCUGCUGCUGGCACACGGCGCCGACCCCGCGGCCACCGACAGCGACGGCAGAACCGGCCUGCACAAGGCCGCUGAGCAGGGACACCGCGAGCUCUGCGCCCUCCUCCUGCGCCAGCGCCCGGCCCUCGCUUCGCUCCGCGAUGCCCGCGGCCGGACCCCGCGGGACGGAGCCCACCCGGCCGUGAGGGACCUGCUGGACACCUGAGGGGACCCGGGACAGCCGGGCCCGCUCCUGGGCGCGCUGCCGGUACUGCCGCUACUUCCAUGUUCCGCCUGCAGGCCCCGCCCACUGCCCUCCCGCCCAACCAAUCACCUUCCACCUCCCUCUUCCCGCAGCCAAUCACACUCCGCCUUUUCCUGUGGUCCCGCCUCGCAGCCAAUCACAUCCCGCCUUUUUCCUGUGGUCCGGCCUCGCAGCCAAUCACCGCCCGCGAUACCCCCCGAGGGGCGGAGCCUCGCGGUGUAAACAACCCCCGGUGGGGGGGGGGGGGAACUUAAAGGCGCCGCGUCCUUUAAAGCGGCCCCGGUACCGGGCCCCUCCCCCGGUGCCCCGGACCCCCCGCACGGCACCGAGCACACCCAGGUACAGAUAUAGAAUCUUUAUUAACCCAUCUGGCAAAAAAACCCCCUCCAAAAACCCCAUGAAAUCAAAUUCCACGGUCGGUUUCACAACCGGGGGGAGAGGGAGGGGGAGAGGGGGAGGGGCAGAACCGGGAGGGGAGGCCCCGCCCCCCCCGCCCCUCCCCCCGGAGCUCCCCAAAAAUACAAAUCAAACCUGAACAAUAAAUAGGAAUUCCCGGGGGGUGAGGGGGAGAAAAAGGAGGGGUUUGCAUAGAGGAAGAUUUAAUAAAAAAGUUUUUUUUGUUGGUU